GACGCCAGGAUAAUGGAGGAAAGGUUGAUAUCCGCAGUGUCUGAUUACCCCGAGUUGUAUAACUCAACUUUAAAUUCAUACAAAGACGUCGACAAGAAAGCGAAAGCGUGGAGAGCUGUUAGUCUGCAAGUGGAAUUGCCGGGUAAGGAGGAUCGGUUAGAACGGGCGCCGGAGUGGCUAGCGAGCAAUGCUAAUCAAGUGGUCACUGGUGAAUGAGCCACUCACAACACAAGGCGAAGCGGCCGUUGUUUCUGGAAAUUAAACGCAUUAGCGACCCCCUUCGCAUGUCUCCACGGUGUAAUAAUGCAUCGUAAUAUCAUUAUAUCAGUACAACCCGAAGAUAUUACUGCUGGAUUCUUAAAACAAAAACUCUGCUCGCAAGAUCAUGCUGCUGCUGCUCGUGUCGUUAGUUAGCUAGGAAGGAAUACCAACCUGGCCGCUCGGUAUCAAAAAAAAGUGUCGAGAGAGACAAACCCUGGAAACUGGGCUUUCGGCCUCAUUCAUUCAGUGAUGCUUCAACUCGAGCCAAAGACCCGUGCCACGGAAAAUACUUGCUCCCCCCCUUUCCACCGGUUUCCACUUUUGAACAUGUAAAGCUGCACUCACUGGAGUUGAAAUUGACCUAAAAAUGUUGAUGAUAUGCUCGUGCCGCAAGUUCGCAGCUCUUGAGUUGGGAAUUUUCCAAGAGGAAGACUGUCGGAGGAAAUGGAAGAGCUUGAGGGACAUGUUCAUUAAGGACAAGAGGUCUGAGCAGCGGAGGAAAGCCUCAGGAGGGAAUCACCGGAGUUGGAAAUAUAGCUGGCACAUGGCUUUUCUGACUCCAUUUAUACAGUCGCGGUCAACUCACGCUGCGGCCACUGCAGAUGACCUGGAUGAAGAGAGGGAGGAGGAUGAGAAAGAGGAUGAGAAGAAUGAGAACAGAAAUGCUGCUUUUGCCAUUCAUGAGCUGGAGGGAGAGCACAGUGGUAUGGAGACUCCCCCCCAUUUCCCCACCUCAAGCUCACAUGUACCCAGGCGGAAGCGGAGACUGCAGGUGGACAGUUUGGAGGGUGCUGAGGACGAGAUGUUUCUUUUGAGUCUGCUCCCUUACCUGAAGAGGCUGCCUUAUGAAAAGAAAAGUGCCAUCAAACUGAAAUUUCAUCAGUUGCUUUAUGAAGCUGAAUUUCAAUAAGUUUUUGGGAAAAAUACAACAAUAUUUGCUGUAAAUAUUUGUUAUAACAGGUCAGGGUGCAAGACAAAAAUAGGCUCUUUUUUGAACACUGCAACAAGAAAUUACUAGUGUUGAUCGUUUUGCAUUUUCCUUCAGUAGUAGGUGGGGCAGGUGCACUGACAAAAUCUGUUUUUAUUAUAUGAAAAAGGUUGAGAAGGCAUGUUCAUUUCCUAUUUCAUUUUAUGAUUUUUUUUUUUUUUUUUAUAUUUUUACAUAGAGGAAAAAUUAUGUUCAACUAGUCUAAUUACUACAGAAACUGUAAUUCUUAGGGAGAUACUUAUUUGGCAGUUUUUGGGAUGUGUGGUAUACACGUUUUUAGUGUACAAGAGAUGAACAUGAUUGAUGUGGUUAUUUUUUUACCAGGUGUCUGGUGAAUAAACCUUGAUAUUUCAUAAAUACAUGGACAUAAUGGGGGUGGCUUGUCUCAAGCAAGCAUUAUGUCCCCCAGAAUAUAUAUGUGCAUAACUCCAUAGAGUACUGUUACUAAUGUUUUUUUUUUUUUGGUCCUUCAUUACCUGAAAAGAUGUUAUGACACUGCAUAAAUCUGUAAGACUGUAGUAUGGUUGAAAAAACUGUUAACAUAAAAAGAAGCAUUGUCGGUGUCGGAGAACAUUGCAAUGUGAGGUCUUUUACCAACCUCUUCUGUAUGAGAACAUCUUUGCCGUUUGACUGUGUGUCAUGGAAAGUGUCUUUUGGGCGCUUUUAGACGGUUUUUAAUGUUUUACACCUGACGUGUGGAGAUGGGUUGAAGACAAACCACCUUUCAACCAUGCUAUCAGAUAACUUCCUCCAGAUAACCUCCUAAAUGCAAAAUGAUUUAAUUUGUUUCACUCUAACAGGAAUUGCAUUGGACUCUGUCUGUAAU
Messenger RNA from Scleropages formosus (Asian bonytongue), 2075 nucleotides. RefSeq lists its product as uncharacterized. Gene Ontology annotation, molecular function: DNA binding. The coding region runs from base 629 to 1171 and encodes 180 amino acids. Gene Ontology annotation, cellular component: nucleus; transcription regulator complex. The record is from RefSeq and is a predicted model, not a curated record. Gene Ontology annotation, biological process: regulation of transcription by RNA polymerase II. Lineage: Eukaryota; Metazoa; Chordata; Actinopteri; Osteoglossiformes; Osteoglossidae. The transcript has 2 exons.